Messenger RNA from Topomyia yanbarensis, 1689 nucleotides. RefSeq names its product retinol dehydrogenase 14-like. The record is from RefSeq and is a predicted model, not a curated record. NCBI's taxonomy places the organism in Eukaryota, Metazoa, Arthropoda, Insecta, Diptera, Culicidae. The coding region runs from base 358 to 1359 and encodes 333 amino acids. The transcript has 4 exons.
AAACCGAAACUAGGUCGCUGGAAGUAUAAGCUUUCUCACUAAAUCACGAGAUGGAUAAUAUUAUGUACUCACUGUUUUGUAGUGCCGCGUGGAAGAAAUGUACCGAAACACGAAUGAAAAAUUAGGCAUUUGGAGCGUGUUGAAGCUGAACUUGACCGUUGCCGACUACAAAGGAGAAAGUUUGUUGCAUCUUUUUCUUUUGCUGGAUUUUCGGGCUUUUGGUGGAUUUCGUUGAGAUCAGCAGUGGUUCAGUGUGAUGUGGUUUGUACGGAAGGUCGGACCGGGAGUGGUUCAAGUGUUUGUCGAAUGAAUCGCAUUACUGCUAGCGAGAACAAUCCACACUUCGCACCCUAAGCAAUGUCACUGAUCGAUUGGGACAGUCCUGUCAGCAUAGUAGCGUACGUAGUAACUGCAAUCGCGAUAUUCAUUUCCUUGUUCAAAUACUACUUGUAUCUCACGUGUGGAAAAAUCACAUCCAGUCGCAACAUGGAAGGUAAAACGGUUAUUAUCACUGGAGCCAAUUCGGGCAUUGGCAAGGAAACUGCCCGGGAUUUAGCGAAACGAGGUGCUCGCAUAAUAAUGGCCUGUCGGAACAUGGAAACGGCCAAGAAAGCUCGGGAGGAAAUAAUGGCUGAAUCUGGAAAUUCCAACCUUAUCAUCAAACACAUCGACAUCAGUUCUCUAGCUUCGGUGCGAAAUUUCGCCCAGGACAUCGUCACUACCGAAAGAGUGAUUGACGUUCUCAUCCACAAUGCCGGUGUUGCUCAAGGAUUCAAGAACAAGGUCACGCCGGAUGGUCUGGAGUUCACCAUGGCCACCAACUGCUACGGUCCAUUUCUGUUGACGCAUCUUCUGAUCGAUCAGUUGAAGAAAUCGGACCAAGGUCGAAUCAUUAUCGUAUCAUCCAAAUUGUAUCGAUUUGCCCACGUCCGCAGCGAUCUAAGCAACAUCAAUCCGGUCAACUACUUUUCACUCUUUCCCGUGGAGUUGUACAAUUUGUCUAAGUGCAUAGAGAUUAUGAUCACCCAGGAGUUGGCUCGGCGUUUAGCUGGAACGCGGAUAACCGCAAACUGCCUUCAUCCGGGAGUUAUCGAUACGGGAAUCUGGCGCAACAUUCCAUUUCCGGCGAGUCUGUUAUUCAAGCCAAUUCAAAUGUGCUUCCGUACACCGGAGGAGGGUGCAAGAACGACUGUAUUCCUUACCGUUUCACCUGAUGUGGAGAAGAUCAGCGGAGAAUACUUCCGCGGGUGCAAGGUGACCAAGCUAAACCGGCGGGUACAGAACAAAGAGCUUCAGGGUAGACUGUGGAAAGCUGCACAGGAGCUGGUGAAACUGACUGAAAAGGAUCCGAAAAUUUAGAGUAACCUGUUUGUAUGUAUGUUCUAUUGUCGGAUUCCGGAAUUUCGUUAUGUAGAAGUCGUCAAAGGGAUACAUUGUUAGAUACCAUUUAACUUUUUUAUGUCACUUGCAUUGUACAGUGGUGGCACUACGCUUUCUGUCAGUGAGUGAAUUUAGUUGGCAGCGUAGUUGCAAGUAGUGCCAACACAGUUACCCUCCCAAAACAUCAAGUUCAAUUUUCGCGACUAGUCUUUUUGGAACAAAAGGGAAUAAUUUUCUAAAGUAAGUGUCUAGGUAGGAUAUUAAGCAUUAAGAACGCCGAAGCUAAAAAUAAACGAAAUAAAAUGAUCA